Molecule: messenger RNA, 435 nt
Organism: Nematolebias whitei (Rio pearlfish)
Lineage: Eukaryota; Metazoa; Chordata; Actinopteri; Cyprinodontiformes; Rivulidae
Product: chemokine-like protein TAFA-5
Exons: 5
Coding region: 1-435 (144 amino acids)
Biological process (GO): G protein-coupled receptor signaling pathway
Molecular function (GO): G protein-coupled receptor binding; receptor ligand activity
Source: RefSeq, a predicted model, not a curated record
AUGCUGCUCCUCCGGCUGGCCUGGCUCCUGACAGCUGCAGCGCUCUGCUCCCUGCUCCUGCUGCUCCUGCUGCUCCUCCACGGACACCUCCUCACAGGAGGUCAGCUGGUGGCAGGAACCUGUGAGAUUAUAACUGUGGACCGAGACAGUAGCCAGCCCAGGAGGACCAUUGCACGUCAGACAGCCCGCUGUGCCUGCAGGAAGGGCCAGAUCGCCGGGACAACACGAGCAAGACCUGCCUGCAUUGACGUUCGUAUUGUCAGGAAUCGGACGUGGUGCGCGAUGACUCCAUGUUUGGACGAUGAAGGUUGUGAUCUCCUGACCAACCGGUCUGGCUGGACCUGCACGCAGCCAGGAGGCCGAGUCAAGACGACCACGAUAGAGAGCGAGAUUAAUUCAUCCAAGCUCCCGAGUUCAUCCCGAGAGGUCUCCUGA